Molecule: messenger RNA, 802 nt
Organism: Puntigrus tetrazona (Sumatra barb)
Lineage: Eukaryota; Metazoa; Chordata; Actinopteri; Cypriniformes; Cyprinidae
Gene: polr2eb
Product: RNA polymerase II, I and III subunit E, b
Exons: 8
Coding region: 86-718 (210 amino acids)
Biological process (GO): DNA-templated transcription
Cellular component (GO): RNA polymerase II, core complex; RNA polymerase I complex; RNA polymerase III complex
Molecular function (GO): DNA-directed RNA polymerase activity; DNA binding
Source: RefSeq, a predicted model, not a curated record
AGACACGCGCCGGCAGCGACAGGACUCAAACGUGGAGAGUAAACGGUCCGUUUUGAUACUAAUAUUUUCCUCUUUUUAGCACGACAUGGACGACGAGGAAGAGACAUACAGACUAUGGAAAAUCAGGAAAACUAUAAUGCAGCUGUGUCACGAUCGAGGUUAUUUGGUGACGCAGGACGAACUGGAUCAGACUCUCGAUGAGUUCAGAAGCCAGUUUGGAGACAAACCCAGCGAAGGUCGACCGCGGCGCACGGAUCUCACGGUCCUGGUCGCCCACAACGACGACCCGACCGACCAGAUGUUUGUGUUCUUCCCUGAGGAGCCCAAAGUUGGCAUCAAGACCAUAAAGAUGUAUUGUCAGCGCAUGCAAGAAGAAAACAUCACCAGGGCCAUCAUUGUGGUCCAGAUGGGCAUGACGCCCUCCGCUAAACAGUCUCUGGUAGACAUGGCGCCCAAGUACAUACUUGAGCAGUUUCUUCAGCAGGAGCUUCUUAUAAACAUUACCGAACACGAGCUUGUUCCAGAGCACAUAGUCAUGACUAAAGAGGAAGUGACCGAGUUGUUGGCUCGGUAUAAACUAAAGGAAAGCCAGCUUCCUAGGAUUCAAGCCGGGGAUCCUGUCGCCCGUUACUUUGGUUUAAAAAGAGGCCAGGUUGUUAAGAUCAUCAGACCGAGUGAAACCGCAGGACGGUACAUCACAUACAGACUGGUCCAGUAACUCUCGUCAAAUUUGAAGUCUUCUCCAAUUGCUGAAAGCAAACAUGAGCAUUUUUUUUUAAAACUAAUAAAUACGUUUUUGCUA